AUGUCUCGUCGGUACUCGAGAAAAUUUGGCCGGGAUGCUCGUGUGUUGGACGCUCAUGGUAAUGUCUCUGGCGAGCACUUGCGCCACCCGCUUCAAGGUAGCGAGAGGCUUCGGUAA
Messenger RNA from Parastagonospora nodorum SN15, 117 nucleotides. RefSeq lists its product as hypothetical. The transcript has 2 exons. The record is from RefSeq and is a predicted model, not a curated record. NCBI's taxonomy places the organism in Eukaryota, Fungi, Ascomycota, Dothideomycetes, Pleosporales, Phaeosphaeriaceae. The coding region runs from base 1 to 117 and encodes 38 amino acids.